This is a messenger RNA of Manihot esculenta (cassava), 848 nucleotides long. Its product is annotated as E3 ubiquitin ligase BIG BROTHER-related. The transcript has 2 exons. The record is from RefSeq and is a predicted model, not a curated record. NCBI's taxonomy places the organism in Eukaryota, Viridiplantae, Streptophyta, Magnoliopsida, Malpighiales, Euphorbiaceae. The coding region runs from base 146 to 775 and encodes 209 amino acids.
UUGGAAUAAGCUGGAAAAAAAAAUAAUUAAGAUGAAGAAAAAAUAACUUCUGAGAAAUAGUUUUCAGUUGCUUCACAAGAAAAGCUUCCUUGUCCCUGAAGAAAUUAAAUACUUCAGCUACGACAGAUUCAGUUUAGUUUGAUCAAUGGACAACAACCAAGAGAGGAAGCGCCAAACGGACGACGACGAGAGGAAGCAGCAAGCCGCCUCCAGAAGGGUUCCUUUCCCUGAUCUUGAUCAAGUUCAUUCCGAUUUUGCUAUGGCAGUAGCUUUGCAGGAGCAAGAGAGGGCUUUCAAUAUCUUAACAAGCAUCGAAAGCGAUAGCGAAGAGGUGGAAACUGAUGAAGAGUCAAACAAUGGAAAUGAUUAUGAAUUCUUUGAAAACCAAGAACUGGAGCUUCUUGAAGGACAAGACAGCAACAGCGACGAAGACAUGGAAGAAGAAGAUGAUGAAGAAGACGAUAUCGACCCCGACGAGCUAUCCUACGAAGAGCUGAUAGCGCUGGGAGAGUUCAUAGGAGAAGAGAAGAGAGGAUUAUCCAUAGAAGAAAUUUGGAAAAGCUUGCGGCCAUGGAAGUAUGAACAAUGUGCAGAGAGGAGAAGUGGGAUUGAGAGAUGUGUGAUUUGCCAAGUGGAAUAUGAAGGUGGAGAAUCUCUGGUAGCUCUUCCUUGUGAUCAUCUUUAUCAUUCUGAAUGCGUAAUCAAUUGGCUUCAGGUCAAGAAGAUUUGCCCUAUUUGCUCCUCUGAAAUUCCUUCAACCAAGAAUCCUUGCUAGGGUUCUUCUUUAUUAUUUAUUAUUAAUUUGAAUAUUGUAUAUACAUGUCUGUAAAUAUUUCAACACUAUUUAA